Pleurotus ostreatus (oyster mushroom) is the source of this 3234-nucleotide messenger RNA. RefSeq lists its product as uncharacterized. The record is from RefSeq and is a predicted model, not a curated record. Bases 1 to 3234 code for a protein of 1077 amino acids. The transcript has 6 exons. NCBI's taxonomy places the organism in Eukaryota, Fungi, Basidiomycota, Agaricomycetes, Agaricales, Pleurotaceae.
AUGGUUGCUGUUUCUUCCCGCCUUGCUGUUCUGGUCGCAUUUGCCUGGUUUGCGGGUGUCACAGGUGCCCCAGUUCAGGAUACCACUUCCAACGACCUUAGCCACCGCGCAACUCACUCGGAUCGUGCCCACAAACAUUCUAAGCCUCCGGUAAUCCCCGCUCCGAAGGGCCACAAGGCGGCCAAGGGACGUAGCCAUAAGCAGCUUAAAGAGGCUCACAAGCGCUCAGCCGCCAACAUGUUUGCAUCAAAUCCUUUUGCCAAAAUGGCCGCAUUCGCCAUGAAUGGUCCAGCCCGGCGUCAGGGUGGCAGCAUCUCCAAACGCCAGCAGGCCCUGCUCUCAGCGUCAGCUACGAGAUCGCACUUGGGUCGUCGGGACCACGAUCACGAUCACGACCAUGAUGACCACCACCGCCACCACCACGAUGAAGAUGACGACGAUCACCAUCACCAUCACCAUCAUCAUGGCCGUGACUUUCUCAGGCUGAAAGCAGGUGGCGAGCUUGAAAUCACUAUCAGUCGUAGAGAUGAGAGCACCAAAGGCGCUACAGGAACAGUGGUCAUCAUGAGCGGAUCUACCAACUCGCCGGAUAAGACCUUGGCCUCUAUGUGUAUGGAGCCAGCAGAGGGCAAACUUCUCCUUGAUGCUUGCGAGAAGAAGCAGACCGAGAUGAGGAUGGUCCACGUGUCAAGCGCCGACCCAGAGAACAAUUCCGACAAGGCCGUCCAAUUACAGGUUCCCGUCUAUAACAAAGAUUAUAUGUUGACGCAGGACUACUGUGCUACAUAUGACAGGGACCCGCCAGCGACGGGAAGCCCGAUAGAGAUGCGUCCAUGUGGGGAAGAGAAUCAGUCAAAGAGUCAAAUGUUCUCUUUCAACCCAGAGACCAACGAACUACGGCCUGCCAAGUUUAGCGCUGCUAACGAUGCAUCGGGUAUCGCUCAGGUUAAGGAGGACAAGGGCGGGCUUGCUCAACGUGCCGAUGCGGACAGCGUCCAGAUGAAAUUCGUUCCUACGAACGAAGAAAUACCGGAGCCGUCGAGCACAAGCGCGGGAUACACAAGUACUAUCACAGCCACCGAAACCUCCACCUCAACGGCGACCGUGACAGUGUCUGCGACUCCCGAUACUUCGUCAUCAUCCUUGAUGACGGAUACUUCCGCGACGACGUCCACAACGGUAGCGCCUUUGGCCUCCUCGACUAUGCCUGCAGCGCUUGAUAUCAUUCUGGAGACCCCAAGUUCCGCCAGUGCUCCUUCAGCUUCUUCAACUUCAGUUGAGCCCACUGCAACGUCAACUUCUUCCACCACAGCGCCCACUGCAGAUGUUUCUGCGACGUCAACUUCCGUGGAUGCUGCUGCAGUCGCGUCCAGCAUUGCCGUAGGCGGCGGAUCAUUUUCUGGGUCACCACAUUCCUUACCACCGACACUCCUUCACAGAACUGCAGUCAUGAUCUCCCACAGACGUGCACCAGCAACGCACAAUCGCAAAUUCGCCAGGGUCCCAGCUGGAAUUCGCCUUCACCCCCGGUUCAGCCCAACGGCCAUCUAUCCAGGCAUGACUGAGACGGAUCUGGAGCCGACUCCUACUUCAACGCCCCCCAGCGUCACUCCUCCCUCUACACCGGUAACGACCUCGGGUCCUGUCACCACUCCCAACCCAGUCAAACCCCCGCCCCGACCUGUUACUACAACGCCCGCUGCUAACCGUCCAGUCACACCAGUUGUUCCGACCACGACCGCGACCACGAUCCCUCCCACUGUGGCUGUCCCUACUGUCCUCCCCACUACUACAGAAGGAGCCGCUGACGCUGUUCUUAGCACCCCUACUACCACGACCCCACUGACAUCCGUUGUAGUUGCAACGCCAGUCUCAAAUGGUGGAACGACAACAUCCUUGCUAACCCCAUUGUCCACAUUGUCAAGGAAUGUCGCUCCCGCUCUUGGGACAUCCUCCUCUUCUGCCGCCAUCGCAUCCUCUUCUGCAGCGCCAGACUCAGGGCCAUCUAGCUCAAGCACUGGCGCCAUAGUUGGGGGUAUCGGAGCCGGACUUGUGGGGGUUGCACUUGUCGUGUUUGGGGUGUUUUAUGCAGUUCGGCGUUGGCGCAAGCGUAGUGAUGAAAAUGCCUUUGACCCGGAUAGCUUCCGUCGUUCCGCAGUCCUUAUGAACGACCCACCCACCCACGAGGAUACAGUUAGCCGUGGAUAUAACCCACGUCCACCAAGCAUGAUCGAACGCAAACUCGCCAAUAGUACUCCCGUUAAUGCUGGGUACGGCGGCCCUCACGGUGGAUACGGUGCCACAGGAUACAAUAACUACGGCUCAUUCGGUCCUGGCGAAGUAAUGUCUCCCCCACCCACCUCUGGGUCUCCUGAUUAUCAUUACAACAACAAUGCCGCAUCCUACAAUGCUGUCUCGCCGUAUGCACAAUCCCCUUUCACCCCUGCUUCUCCCGGCUCUCCGCAUGUCGCGCCAUAUGACUCUGCUUACUCCCACGUCGCAGGCGUAGGUGCCGCAGGCGUACUCAAUCGACAGCUCUCUGCCGGCCCCGUCCAUGGAGACCACUUCAACCGGGUGCCAUCUUAUGGUCCCGACGAUAGGCAGGGUCAUGCGUCUCUUGCCACCGUUAGUUCCGCACCACAAGGCGACUACGUCGACCUCACUCGCUCGAGCGUCAGCCCGUAUCAAGCGACCCAAUAUGCCGAGAUAUCUAAGCAGCUGAACACGGCUGUUCCCGCCGGUUUGAGCACACCAGCCGUCAAUCAAUAUAUGGAUGCUGUUGCUGCAGAACCGUCUCCGUUCGCCGAUCCUGAACCAUCCCGCUUCUCCAGAGCCUUACCAUCGCCUUACGACCAACCCGCUCCCUCCCCAUCCUCUGACCUUGAAUUUCCUGCCCCGCCCACCCCCGCCGCUGUGCAACAUGCUCGCGUUGAUUCUAUCCCGCCGUCCCUCCCAGAGAUCCAUGUUCAGGCCCGGGUUUCAGGUUACGAUGACUUCAACGGACAGAAGGACAGAUUCCCUACGACCCCCGUCCCUAGCCCCCUGGCUAGCAGCCUAACUUUCGAGGCACCAACCGCGGCCGUGGCCCCAGCUCAAGGACAACCACCUGCUGCAAACGAAGCCCCGAAGGCUCCUCAACCUAGCGCUCCUGCGCCUGUUCAACGCCCCACUCCGCCAGCCAGCGACAGACCUGCUACUGUCUAUGACGAAGGCGACGCCUACGGUGGCUUCUAA